Molecule: messenger RNA, 723 nt
Organism: Penicillium vulpinum
Lineage: Eukaryota; Fungi; Ascomycota; Eurotiomycetes; Eurotiales; Aspergillaceae
Product: chromo domain-containing protein
Exons: 7
Coding region: 1-723 (240 amino acids)
Biological process (GO): negative regulation of transcription by RNA polymerase II; chromatin organization
Cellular component (GO): pericentric heterochromatin; nucleus
Molecular function (GO): chromatin binding
Source: RefSeq, a predicted model, not a curated record
AUGCCUCCCCCCGUUGAAGAUAUGUCCGACGAGGAAUCCGGCGAUAUUCCUUUCAGAAAUGCGUCAGAAACAAAUGGCAAAGAUGCCCAAGACUCCCCGGAAGACGAAGGAGACGAAGAGGAUGAGGAUGAGGUGGAAGAUGGACUCUACAUCGUCGAGAAAAUAAUUCAACACUCUUGGCUUGAUGAUGGAACCCUUAAGCUCUUCGUGAAAUGGAAGGGCUAUGACAAAAUUGAAGACCAUACAUGGGAAGACGAGGAGGGCCUUAUGGAGGGAGCCCGCGACAUUGUCACAGAAUACUACAAGAAGAUCGGUGGUCGCCCGAAGAAGAGCGAAGAGAAGUCUACGGCAGCAAAGCCAGGUCGGAAGCGCAAAUCCAUGGGUGAUUCCAAGAUAGCUACGCCCUCACCGGCGCCUGCAGCGAGCGAAGCUAAGAGACAGCGCCGAAAGUCAGUGCCUAAGGAGAUAAGCAAGGAGACAACCAAACAAGCUUCGUCCGCGUCCGAAGAGAAUAAUACUCAAUGGCUUCCAAAGGGGAAGAACUGGGAUAAGGAUGUGAAAUCGGUGGACACAAUUGUCCGGGAAGGCAGCGCGGGUCUCAUGGUCUGGCUCGAGUUCAAUAAUGGACACAAGGCGAAACUAUCCCUUCAUGCCUGCUAUGAAAAGUGCCCUAUGAAAAUGCUUCAGUUUUACGAAUCGCAUCUUGUCUUUAAGGACAAUUAA